CUUUCAGUAUCUUCUGGUGCAGCUUCAAUUGCUUUCCAACAUAUUAAAAAAUGGCCUUGAUUGUCUUCAUGAUGAUUUUUCUUAUUUAUUCAGCGCACAGUGAUGUGGAGCUGCAUCAGAAGAUGUUCAUGAUUAAACCCACCAGCAAGCUCGUUAAGAUAGAAUGUACUUUCCCUUCAGAUUGUGAUAAUUACAUUCACUGGUAUCAGAAGAAGGAUAGUGAACCUUUCAAGAGAGUUCAAUAUGUGAAAAUUGAAGAUCAAACUGUUCGAAAUGAACCUGGUUUUGAAACACUGAAAGCUGAAAAAACAGGAAAUAAGUUUGAUUUGAUAAUCCCCAAUUUAAAAACAGAGCAUUCAGCAACAUAUUAUUGUGCCUGCUGGUGUGACUCUGGAUACAACACCUACUACUACAAAGUAUUUGGAUCGGGAACUCGGCUUAUCGUCACUGAUGGGAAUGACAAAGACAAGGUCAUAGAGCCUACAGUACAUGUGUAUCCAGUGUCCAAGCCACAGAAACAAAAGUCUGUUUUGCUGUGCGAGGCGAAAGGCAUGGUCCCAGACCUAGUGAGAUUCAGGUGGGAAGCAAAAGAUAAUAAUAAUAAAGACGUGUCGUUGAAAGAUGAUGACCAGCUGGAGCAGAGAGGCCAAGACUCAGAGGUCCGUAUCACCAGCAUGCUUAUCGUAGAAGAGAGCAAAGCCAUGAACAACAAAUUCACCUGCUCUGUUCAGCAUGGCACCACUGGUGAAAAGAAACAUGAUAUUCCAACAGAAGAAGAAAUUCGUAAAUCUAAGCAAAUUCCUUCCAAAACUCCUACCUGUCCAUCUAAAAAAGCAGUAGGAGAGGCAGAGAUGGGGGAGGAAGAGGAAAACGUGAAUAUUGGUGUGCUUAAGAUUGAUCGCAGUCUGUAUCUGUUCAGCAUGACAUAUGUGAUACUGCUAGUGAAAAAUGUGCUCUAUUUCUGCACCAUCUUUGUCUUACUGUUCAAGAGAAGUUCUGCUAGCACGGAGUUUAUUAAAGGCAACGUUCGCUGAUCAUCAGCUAAACAUCACGAUGCAACACAUCUUUUUUAAGAAUGAUCUAUCUAUCUAUCUAUCUAUCUAUCUAUCUAUCUAUCUAUCUAUCUAUCUAUCUAUCUAUCUAUCUAUCUAUCUAUCUAUCUAUCUAUCUAUCUAUUUUUGAUUGUUGGGGAGAUAGUUGGGGAGAUUUGUGAGCAACAAGACCUCCUAUAUCCUUGUAUGCAUCAGACUUUGUGGUAAGAACCAGAUAUGGCCCAAUCAAUCAAUCAACCAAUCAAUCAAUCAAUCAAUCAAUCAAUCAAUAAACCAACCAAUCAAUCAAUCAGUCUGUCUGUCUGUCUGUCUGUCUGUCUGUCUGUCUGUCUAUCUAUCUAUCUAUCUAUCUAUCUAUCUAUCUAUCUAUCUAUCUAUCAAUUUUUUUACAUUGUAGUUUUAUGCUUUUGUGUUUAAAUCAUGUGAAGAUUUUAAAACUUUAAAUUGUAUUGCGAAUAUACACCUGUUUUUGUACACAGUUAAUUUAAAACCUGUUGUAUCUAUCCAUGCACCUGUACUGCCUAUAAAUAUUUUGUAUUUGUUCUCUUGCCAUACAUUAUGUUUGCUAUAGAUGGAUUGUUGUUUUAUUAAAAUCACUUUUAAAAAUC
Messenger RNA from Silurus meridionalis, 1660 nucleotides. RefSeq lists its product as uncharacterized. The transcript has 6 exons. The record is from RefSeq and is a predicted model, not a curated record. Lineage: Eukaryota; Metazoa; Chordata; Actinopteri; Siluriformes; Siluridae. The coding region runs from base 51 to 1034 and encodes 327 amino acids.